CAGCCUACUAAGUAAGCAAGUUGAUAUACUGCGCUGUGGCGUCGCCGCAGCCACUUGUGGAGCUGCAAGUGUCCCGACAUGGCCACGGUGACAGAGAGCGUGGGGUUGCAGUUCCCAGAAUGGGGCGUGUCAGCGGUAUGCCUGCAUCCUGAUAACAGCGUGCAAGUAUUUUUUGACUUCAAGGAGCGGUAUAACGUUGAGGAUUAUGAGCCUCCGAAGAAACCAUUUAGCAUGGCGCUGGUCGGCCUGGACUCCGCGGCUCCCUCCAAAGGCCCUCCGGUCCCGCUAGCCCUACCGUCGCUGACGCCACGUACGUACGACCCGCCCUACCCCCACCAAGUCGUACACGACCCCUGCACCGACCUUACCUACCUGCUGGGCCCGGAGCUGGGGCUGCUCUCGCUCAGCCGUGCAGGCGCCGUGGUGCAGGUGCUGGCGCCCUCGGUCCUGCUGGGCAUGGGCGUGCGGACCGCAAACGGCAUGGUGCCUGACGGCAAGGGCUGCCUCUACAUUGCCGGCGACUGGUGGACUGGGAAGACAGACGCCGCCGUUGACAGCACCUUUCCGCCCGGGCGAGCAGCGCUGGUGCGCGUCUUCCUGCCUGGCGUGUGCGGGCGCGAGGUCGCCUCUGCGGCGCUGCAGGCGCUGCUGCCGCCAGAGGCUGGCAUCACUGCAGGCCUGGCGCUGCACUACCCCUCUGGUACGCUGUACCUUGCGGCGGAUGCGGGCGUGUAUGAGUGGGUGGAGGACGCGCCGGGCGGGCCCGGAUUCCGCCUGCUGGUGCGGGGCGAGGGCCGCAUUGACGGCUGGCAUGAGGAGGACAUAAAUGGGGCAAUGGGGCUGGACGGAGAGUGGGAUGGGGUGCGCGUGGCGGAAGAGGAGGAGGAGGCAGGGCCGGGCGGCGGCGUCCAGGCCGGACCGGGGGACGCGGCGGGCGCGGGCGCGAACGCGGCGGCAGCAGCAGCUGGUGUGGCUGCAGCACCCACACCAGCCGCGGCCGCACGAGCUGCGGCCGCUGCAAGGGCAGCAGCAAGGGCCGCAGCUCGCGCUGCACGGCCCCCGCUGCGCUCCAUCCGGGCAAUUGCGGUGGAGGAGAGCGGCGAUCUCCUGGUGGUGCAUACCAUAUUGCCGGUGCCAGACAUUGAAAUGGCCGAUGACGUGUAUGACGACGGCACCCGGCUUGACAGGGGCUGGCUGGCCCGCGUGCGGCGCCUGCCGCCGCAAGGCGGCGGCCACUCCGGCAGCAGCAGCGGCAGCAGCAACCGCGUCAGUGUGACCACACUAAUACGCCUGAAGAGCUGGGCGGAGCUGCAGCAGCAGCCUCGGGGCUGGAGCCCACAGUUGCGCAUCCUGCCGCACGGCUGGCUCGCCAUCACUGAGCCGCAGGCCGACUGCCGAGAGGUGCGGCUGCUCAGGCUGAGCUGCGGCCUGCGGCCCUGCCGGCCGCUCACGCCGGACUCGCUCACGUCGCCGGCGGCAGCGGCGGCCCGGCGAGCGACGCUCGCCGCCGACCUGGGCGCGCUGCUGCCGCCGGGCUGCGGCGGGGAGGCCGCGGCGGCCGCCGCGGCGGCCGCUGCCGCUGCCGCUGCCGCUGCCGCUGCCGCUGCCGCUGCCGCUGCCGCUGCCGCUACCGCCGCGAGCGCCAGCGGCAAUGUGUGGAGCCCGCAGCCGGAUGUGGUGGUGCGGGUGGGCGGUCAGGACUUCCCUCUGCACCGGGCGGUGUUGGCGGCGCGCAGCUCCUUCUUCGCCGACCUGUUCGGCGCGGUGGGCAGCGCGGCGUCCGGCGGCGUGGUGCCGCUGCCGGAGCCCUACACCGCGCCCGUGUUCCGGCACGUGGUAGCCUACAUGUACACGGGCGCCGCGGAGGACUGGGACGCCCACACCAGCAUGGCCGUGGCGGACCUGGCGCACCUGCUCGACCUGCCGGAGCUGCGGGCGGCGGCGCAGCGGCACCUGCUGGAGGUGGUGCGGCCCGCCACAUUCGCCGCCGCGCUGCGCUGGGCUUUCGGCUGGCCGCUGGCGGUGGCCCGCGACGCCGGCGCAGCCGGCGCAGCCGGCACGGGUGCAGCCGGCACGGGCGCAGCCGGCACGGGCGCAGCCGGCACGGGCGCAGCCGGCACGGGCGCAGCCGGCACGGGUGCAGCUGGCGCGCGUGCAGCUGGCGCGCGUGCAGCCGGCACGGGCGCAGCCGGUGCAACCGGUGCACCUGGCGCGGGCGGCGCUGCCGCCAGCAGCGAUGGCGUCUUUGUCCUGGCGGACGAGUUGUGCAGGUGGUACGCGGCGCACCAGCAGGAGGUGCUGGCGCAGGCGCCGCAGAGCCUGGCGGAGUUGAUGCAGGGAGACGGCGGGCAGAUGGCGAUGCAGCUGCUGCAGGCGGUGGCGCUCAUGUCAGCGGGGGCGGCGGCGGCGGCGGGAAGGCUGGCAGGCAACCGGCGUCGCAGGUCGGAGGGUUGAGGGGCGGGUUGGUGAAUGCCGCGUCGGAAGGGCUUGGGGGGCGAUGCGAUGAGCAGAGCUGCCGUGAGGCAUGCAAGGGACUUUGUGUGUACGGUAGCCACGUGUAAGGACAGAUGGAUGAUGAUGCACAGUCUGACCGCUUGCCAGGGGACUAGAGCCCACGAUUGGACCUUGACUGCUGUGUGCAUACUGUGUAUGAGUGCGAUGGCUUUCUGUUGUCUGAUUGGCAGGUGAGUGCUGCAUUAUUUGGGGGGCUGGUACGUGGCAGGCACACGGAUUACUGGGGAGAGAGCCAUGCGGUGGGACAGCGUGUAUGCAGCAGACUUUGCAGGGUUGGUAGGGUAGGUACGGUCGUCAGGUGCUUGUUGGCAUGGUGAUUGCGUGAGGCGGCAGGCCUGGAAGUGGUCACGAGCGGGUGCCCAUGCGGUGGCGAGCGAGGUAGAGGUCGGUCCACUGCAUAGCAGCCGGUGCCGUGAGGUGUCCUUCCGACUCGGCCUGAGGAUGGCCAGUCGUCUGGAUGGGGGCUACCGAGAUGUUUGAUUAAUAAAUCAAUGUACACGACUUGUUGGGAAAGACUCUUCCAAUGUAAAGCCCUCCAGCC
Molecule: messenger RNA, 3055 nt
Organism: Chlamydomonas reinhardtii
Lineage: Eukaryota; Viridiplantae; Chlorophyta; Chlorophyceae; Chlamydomonadales; Chlamydomonadaceae
Exons: 2
Coding region: 232-2454 (740 amino acids)
Cellular component (GO): ubiquitin ligase complex; cytoplasm
Molecular function (GO): protein binding
Source: RefSeq, a predicted model, not a curated record